Messenger RNA from Cucurbitaria berberidis CBS 394.84, 1268 nucleotides. RefSeq lists its product as uncharacterized. NCBI's taxonomy places the organism in Eukaryota, Fungi, Ascomycota, Dothideomycetes, Pleosporales, Cucurbitariaceae. The record is from RefSeq and is a predicted model, not a curated record. The transcript has 4 exons. The coding region runs from base 31 to 1110 and encodes 359 amino acids.
CCCCUACGUCAGAACAUCAACAUCACAAUUAUGGAGGUUGAGCCAGACUGCGUUAUAAGCUCCGAUAGCUUUGAGAAGUAUGGACUUAACGAACGCUGUAGGGUUUCCAGAGAAAGAGUCCAGGACUUCCUGGAGAGAGGUCUCAUGAGCCAAGAUGGCGUUUACCAGAGAUACACAGAGGAGUUGUCUGAGAAACUCACUAGCGUCAGACGGUCUGAUCAGCCUGGCGUGAUAGAAGAUAUUAGACAGUCGUUCCAACGACUACGUGACCCAAAUACAGGAUAUCUUUCCGAGGUGAUGUUCAAUCGCCUGAUUACAGAGAGACUCUCGGGAUUGGAAGUUGACGAAUCGCUGAACGGCCCUGCGUUGCUUUUCAACAUCUGCAGCUCGCAUGCAUUCUACCCGUUCCCGAAGUCAUACGGUGGCUCAGGACAGCUUCAGAUUGAUGAAGAUGGUUUCGUGCGCGCAGUUUGUCUGCUGACUCUGAGUCCUGCCCCACGAUACGGCCCCAGGUUCUCGGGGGCCAGGCACAGAUAUUAUUCGGGAAAUUGGGGGCCGCAUAGUGGUAGUUACAUUGCGCUCCGCGGUAAGGACGCUGGGGACUUCCGCAGACGGCUAUUUCGGAGCCUUGCUGUUCCCGACAGCACUAGCACGGGCCAUGACACAACAAUACCGGUUCCUCGAUUCAUGUGGUACGAAUCCAAUGAAGGACGCGACUCUGAAGAUGAAACAGGCCAGCAGGUAGUCGUUGCAGAGGACGAGAGCGAAUUGUCGAUAGACAUUGUGGACGUCCUAUCAGAAUGUCCCAUCGAGGCGGAUAGGCUGACGGCGAAUCCAUUCCGCGAGAGCUACCGUAUAGCCCUACCGUCGCUGCCAAAACAUACUGACGACAUAUCUGUGCUUUUCAUCCCUACGGUAAAGCUUGUGGCUCUGGUAAAGUUGGCCCAGCAAGUACAGCGCGAAAGCAGAACAGAUCUGGUAGCCACGAUUGAGGGGCUAGGCAAUGACGGAAAGGUCGGCUGGGAGGCGUUCGAAUCUGCGAUGUCGGAACAUUCGGAAUUUAUUGCAGACUUUGUUUCGAGUAUUUUUGGUACCUUCACCAUCACCUGAGAGACGGGACUGCUGCUCAUGAUUACAUGCGCACUUGUCCAUGAUUACCUAGUGUACAAAGCAUGAUUACUUAUAGAGAAAGGGAGAUACUCAAUACUAUAAGUCGUACAAGUGGCUUGUUGAGCAACUGUAGAACGCAAGGCUAGUGAAGUAGACAG